GAAACAAAUACUAGCAUCAGGCAUCUCUGCGAACACCAGCCGAAAACACAGAGAGAGACAGAGAGGGAUAGAGAGAGACAGAGCAGCCUCCAUGGCACCGGAGCUUCUCCUACUGCUCUCCCUAACUCUCGUAGCUCUCAUCAUCUUCUUCACCUUUAGGAGAAGCGGAAAGACAGAUAACAAGCGACUCAAACUCCCGCAAGGGAAUUUGGGAUGGCCUCUCAUCGGCGAAACCAUCUCCUUCAUGCAGCCUCAUUCCUCAGCCUCCUUAGGAGGGUUCAUGGAUCAGCACAUAGCCAAGUAUGGGAAAAUUUUUAGGAUGAACUUGCUGGGGAAGCCGACGAUCGUGUCGGCCGACCCGGACUUCAAUCGGUUCAUUCUACAGAGCGAGGGGAGAUUGUUUGAGAACAGCUGCCCCACAAGUAUCGCAGAGAUCAUGGGGAGGUGGUCGAUGCUGGCUCUGGUGGGAGACAUCCACCGUGAGAUGAGGUCCAUCGCUGUCAACUUCAUGAGCAACGUCAAGCUGAGGACUUACUUCUUAGGUGACAUCGAGCUACAGGCCAUCAAGAUUCUUGACUCCUGGAAGCCGAACUCCACCUUCUCUGCCCAAGAGCAAGGGAAGAAGUUUGCAUUCAAUUUGAUGGUGAAGCAUUUGAUGAGCCUGGAUCCGGGAAUGCCGGAGACCGAGCAACUAAGGAGAGAAUACAUCACUUUCAUGAAGGGAAUGGCAUCCAUUCCUUUGAACUUGCCGGGAACGGCCUAUAGAAAAGCCUUGCAGUCGAGGGCCACAAUCCUCAAGAUCAUGGGCCAAAAGCUGGACGAGAGGAUCAAAAAGGUUGAUGAAAAUUGUGAGGGCCUCGAGCAGGAUGACCUCCUUGCGUCAGUUGCCAAGCAGCCCAACCUCGCGAAAGAACAGAUACUUGAUCUGAUACUGAGCAUGCUCUUCGCCGGUCAUGAAACAUCCUCCGCCGCCAUCUCCCUCGCCAUCUAUUUUCUCGAGUCUUGCCCCAAAGCAGCCGACCAAUUGCGAGAAGAGCACAGAGAAAUUGCAAGGAUGAAGAGGGAAAAGGGGGAGACUGGACUCAACUGGGAUGACUACAAACAGAUGGAGUUCACUCAUUGUGUGAUCAAUGAAACUCUUAGGCUGGGCAACAUUGUAAAGUUCUUGCAUAGAAGGGCCAUCAAAGAUGUCCAGUAUAAAGGUUUUGACAUUCCAUGCGGGUGGGAGGUAGUUCCAAUUAUUUCAGCAGCACAUCUGGAUCCUUCCAUAUACGAUGACCCACAGAGCUACAAUCCAUGGAGAUGGCAGGCCAUCUCUGCGACCGUGACGAAGAAUUGCAACGUGAUGUCGUUCAGCGGCGGUCCACGCCUGUGUCCUGGAGCAGAGCUUGCCAAGCUUGAGCUGGCUGUUUUCCUUCACCACCUUGUGCAAAAGUAUAGGUGGGAGUUAGCAGAGCAUGACUACCCCGUCUCCUUCCCUUUCCUUGGUUUUCCCAAGGGCUUACCGAUUAAGGUCCGGCCCCUCAACGAAGAAAAGCCAUGAAGCAAUUGGUGGCGACGCCAUGUAUUGAUAUUGAAGGCACCGGUGGCUACUUUCAUUCUGUUCGCUAGGAGCCGGAUGUUGGAAUGGUAGUGUCCUCCCGGACAUGUUUGAUCGUUGCAAUCCAAUGAAAUAAAUUUGCUCCACGUUGUUGUCCCAACCAGGGAAUGGCCUUCUUUUGUGCGCAAAUCCUUCAAUCAUGUGAAAAUCAAAUGUGAUGUGCAAUCCAUCCCUCAAACUAUCAAAACGUAUACAUGGUCCGCCUCAGCCAAGUCUCUCUUUA
This is a messenger RNA of Phoenix dactylifera (date palm), 1823 nucleotides long. Its product is annotated as cholesterol 22-hydroxylase CYP90B27-like. NCBI's taxonomy places the organism in Eukaryota, Viridiplantae, Streptophyta, Magnoliopsida, Arecales, Arecaceae. Gene Ontology annotation, biological process: multicellular organism development; brassinosteroid homeostasis; sterol metabolic process. The record is from RefSeq and is a predicted model, not a curated record. Gene Ontology annotation, molecular function: heme binding; monooxygenase activity; oxidoreductase activity, acting on paired donors, with incorporation or reduction of molecular oxygen.